AUGUCAAAUACUUGCGUUGCAAUCGACCCCGAUGGUGACACUCUAGUCAUCCUCGCAAUCAAGCAGGACCCUCAUCCUCCCUCUACAGAACCCUCCGACUCCACCAACUCCACAGAACCCGCCGAACCCGCUGGCACCCCAGACUCCCCGGAAUUCAUCGAGAAACAUUUUCUCUGCUCCAAGAAGCAUCUGACACUUGCAUCGCGUCGUGCUUCUAAGAUGUUCUCAAGCGCCUUCAAAGAAGCUUCAAAACAAGACGAUGGUCUCUAUCAUUGGAACUUUGGGGAAGUUUUUGACGCUCAAGCCUUUGAGCUGGUCUUGAAGAUCAUACAUGGAAAAACCCGCGGACUUCCCCAGAAUGCUGAACUAGAACUUCUAUCAAGAAUUGCUUCUAUUGUUGAUGAUCUGGAAUGCUAUGAUGCUCUUUCGUUCUUCACUGAGAGAUGGCUUUCGUCAUACUGUUGGCUUUAUACACUCCCGCAAAAAAUGGAUAAGACACUAGCACAACUUAUUCUCGUUUCCUUUGUCUUUGCGAAUGCAAAUCUCUUCCAGAAGUGUACACAGAGAGCUGCUCGAUAUACCAGCGAGGGUAUGCCUACAUUUGAUCUACCAAUCCGUGCAGAUAUUCCUAGUCGUAUCGAAGAAAGCAGGACAGAAAUUCUGCAAUACCUAGUUGAUAGACUAUAUAAGGUUCAAGAUGACCUUCUUCACCGGAAGCUGGGAUGCAGUGAAGGUUGUAGAGCUAUGCUCCUAGGAUCUUUGCUACAAGUUAUGAGAGCAGUCAGUCUGUACCCACGACCCGAGUCUCCCUUUUACUCGCUCAGACUCGACUUGAUUAUCAGCUCUUUGAGCGAUAUGCAAUCAUCAAUGCAUUAC
Molecule: messenger RNA, 876 nt
Organism: Fusarium redolens
Lineage: Eukaryota; Fungi; Ascomycota; Sordariomycetes; Hypocreales; Nectriaceae
Exons: 2
Source: RefSeq, a predicted model, not a curated record